UUCCAGAGAGGCAGAGAAGGGGCAAAAUUGUUCUUAAAGAUAAGAUUUUUCGCAUCAAACGCCCACCAAAAAUAUUUCCUCUGUUCUUCCCCAGCUCGAAGAGAGAGAAACAAGCCAAUAAGGGUUGGAUUCCGGGUAAAUACAGAUUAAAAAAAAACCCGUUUUUUCCCUCAAAAGGAACUGGGUUUUCCCCAUCGUCGUGCAUGGUUUCCGUUUCGGAGAUGUCAACUAGUAUCGUAUGGUUCAGAAGAGAUCUUAGGGUUGAAGAUAAUCCAGCAUUAGCAGCCGGUGUAAGAGCAGGUCCGGUGAUUGCAGUCUUCGUCUGGGCUCCUGAAGAAGAAGGUCACUAUUAUCCGGGAAGGGUCUCGAGGUGGUGGCUGAAGAAUAGCUUGGCUCAGCUCGAUUCCUCUCUUAGGAGCUUAGGCACUUGUCUCGUCACCAAGAGAUCCACGGACAGUGUCGCUUCUCUUCUUGAAGUUGUCAAAGCCACUGGUGCUUCUCAGCUCUUCUUCAACCACUUGUAUGAUCCCUUGUCUCUGGUUCGUGAUCACCGUGCUAAGGAGGUUCUGACAGCGCAAGGCAUAAUCGUUAGAUCAUAUAACGCUGAUUUGCUUUACGAGCCUUGGGAGGUGAAUGAUGCGCAAGGCCGUCCCUUCUCAAAGUUUUCUGCCUUUUGGGACAGAUGCCUUAGCAUGCCUUAUGACCCGGAAGCACCUCUCCUCCCACCCAAGAGGAUCAUUUCAGGUGAUGUGUCCAAGUGUCCUUCAGACACAUUGGUCUUCGAGGAUGAAUCAGAGAAAGGAAGCAAUGCCCUUCUAGCUCGAGCAUGGUCACCGGGCUGGAGCAACGCUGAUAAAGCUCUAAUGACGUUCAUAAACGGGCCAUUGAUCGAAUACUCCAAGAACCGUAGGAAAGCCGAUAGUGCCACAACUUCAUUCCUUUCUCCACACUUGCAUUUCGGGGAAGUGAGCGUGAGAAAGGUUUUCCACCUUGUUCGGAUCAAACAGGUCUCCUGGGCAAACGAAGGAAACAAAGCCGGAGAAGAAAGUGUGAACCUUUUCCUCAAAUCAAUUGGUCUCAGGGAAUAUUCAAGAUACAUGAGCUUCAACCAUCCAUAUUCCCAUGAAAGGCCACUUCUUGGCCAUCUAAAGUUCUUCCCUUGGGUUGUGGAUGAGAACUAUUUCAAGGCAUGGAGGCAAGGCCGGACGGGCUAUCCAUUGGUUGAUGCUGGGAUGAGAGAGCUAUGGGCUACUGGUUGGUUGCACGAUCGUAUAAGAGUAGUUGUCUCGAGCUUCUUCGUGAAAGUGCUUCAGUUGCCAUGGCGAUGGGGAAUGAAGUAUUUCUGGGACACUCUUCUGGAUGCUGAUUUAGAAAGUGAUGCACUUGGUUGGCAAUACAUUACUGGUACUCUCCCAGAUAGCCGGGAGUUUGAUCGUAUAGAUAAUCCACAGUUUGAAGGGUAUAGGUUUGAUCCACACGGGGAAUACGUAAGGAGAUGGCUUCCAGAACUUUCUAGACUGCCCACAGAAUGGAUACACCAUCCAUGGAACACACCUGAAUCUGUGCUUCAAGCUGCUGGUAUCGAACUAGGAUCAAACUAUCCACGGCCCAUUGUGGGGAUAGACGAAGCGAAAGCACGGAUUCAAGAGGCCCUUUUGCAGAUGUGGCAGCUAGAAGCUGCUUCAAGAGCUGCAAUGGAGAACGGAACAGAAGAAGGACUUGGAGAUUCUUCUGGCAUGGAGCCAGCUCCCAUCGCUUUCCCUCGAGACAUCACAAUGGAAGAGCCUCAAGAAAACCAAGAGCCAACUAGACACAACCCUAAUGCUCCAACCAGACGGUACGAGGAUCAGAUGGUCCCGAGUAUUACUUCGUCUUUGAUCAGACUGGAAGAAGAGGAAGAAUCUUCUGUCGAGCUGAGAAACUCUGAAGGAGACAACAGAGCAGAAGUUCCAGGGAACAUGAACAUGAACCAGACACAACAGCCAAGAACAGAACCGGCAUCAAACCAGCUCGGUGCUAUGCCGGAGUUCAACAUCAGAAUAGCAGUGGAGAACACAGAAGAAGAUUCAACUGCCGAAUCCUCUAGCAGCAUCAGAAGAGAGAGGGACGGAGGCGUUGUCCCGGUUUGGUCUCCUGCUUACUCAGAACAGUUCCCUGGUGAAGAAAACGGAAUUGAAGGAAGUACAACAUCUAGUUACUUGCAGAAUCACCGCCAAAUUCUGAACUGGAGACGGCUUUCUCAGACCGGGUGAAACAUGGGAUUUCACAGGGCUUUAUCCACAGCUAAACCGGUAUAACUUUGGCUUGGUUUGAUGUAUUUACCCGGUUAUGGAGCUGGAUAACCGGUCCCAGAAACCUGAUCCGAUAAUACAUUUGAUAUAUGUUUCGAUCUUGUAUACAUAAACAUAGCCCUUGUUGUAUAGUUCCUACUAUGUCUCUGGUAAUAGACCAGACAUUGUCCUCUCUCUUUUUGGUUAGUCAGACAUCCAAUUCAUAAUCUGCAUGCUCGUAUUAUA
This is a messenger RNA of Tarenaya hassleriana, 2516 nucleotides long. RefSeq names its product cryptochrome-1. Gene Ontology annotation, cellular component: cytoplasm; nucleus. Gene Ontology annotation, biological process: blue light signaling pathway; circadian regulation of gene expression; entrainment of circadian clock by photoperiod. The transcript is spliced from 4 exons. Gene Ontology annotation, molecular function: blue light photoreceptor activity; FAD binding; DNA binding. The record is from RefSeq and is a predicted model, not a curated record. Bases 204 to 2252 code for a protein of 682 amino acids. NCBI's taxonomy places the organism in Eukaryota, Viridiplantae, Streptophyta, Magnoliopsida, Brassicales, Cleomaceae.